Messenger RNA from Cynoglossus semilaevis (tongue sole), 535 nucleotides. Its product is annotated as inosine-5'-monophosphate dehydrogenase 1b-like. Gene Ontology annotation, cellular component: cytoplasm. Lineage: Eukaryota; Metazoa; Chordata; Actinopteri; Pleuronectiformes; Cynoglossidae. The transcript is spliced from 3 exons. Bases 22 to 414 code for a protein of 130 amino acids. Gene Ontology annotation, biological process: GTP biosynthetic process. The record is from RefSeq and is a predicted model, not a curated record. Gene Ontology annotation, molecular function: IMP dehydrogenase activity.
AAAGGCUUUUGAUUGGCUGGCAUGUCUCCCAUUGCAGUUAUGAUGGGCUCGUUGUUAGCAGCAACCACUGAGGCACCAGGAGAAUAUUUCUUCUCAGACGGCGUGCGGCUGAAAAAGUACCGGGGCAUGGGCUCCUUGGAUGCUAUGGAGAAGAGCACCAGCAGCCAGAAACGAUAUUUUAGUGAAGGCGACAGAGUGAAGGUGGCUCAGGGCGUCUCGGGCUCAGUCCAGGACAAAGGCUCCAUCCAUAAGUUCGUUCCUUACCUGAUAGCUGGGAUUCAACAUGGCUGCCAAGACAUCGGAGCAAAAAGUCUGUCCGUCCUGCGAUCCAUGAUGUACUCUGGAGAGUUGAAGUUUGAGAAGCGAACCAUGUCUGCACAGGUGGAGGGAGGCGUUCAUGGACUGCACUCGUAAGAACUGAAAUAAAAGCUACUAUUUGUUCUACACUUGCUCAUGUGUGAGACAAAAAACUUGAACCAAACAUAAUGCUGUGGGUGAUGGGAAUUUUUGAAAGUAAAAAUCACAUUUUGAUAAA